This is a messenger RNA of Annulohypoxylon maeteangense, 1603 nucleotides long. RefSeq lists its product as uncharacterized. The coding region runs from base 128 to 1453 and encodes 441 amino acids. The transcript is spliced from 2 exons. Gene Ontology annotation, cellular component: nucleus. NCBI's taxonomy places the organism in Eukaryota, Fungi, Ascomycota, Sordariomycetes, Xylariales, Hypoxylaceae. Gene Ontology annotation, molecular function: DNA-binding transcription factor activity, RNA polymerase II-specific; zinc ion binding. The record is from RefSeq and is a predicted model, not a curated record.
UCUUCCAACUAUAAAACAUUUAUCUUAGUUAUAAUCCAAUAAAGAAACAAUACACAGAACAUAGUUACGUAUAUACACGUUUGAGAGUGAAGUGUAGCGAAGAUUCGUGGGGUGGUUUCCGAUUUUCAUGAUGUCGACGACGAUAACGACAAGGGCCGUCGCCGAUUGUGGUCCUAAACAUAGGGCCUGCGAUGAAUGUCGCACACGUAAGCUAGCUUGCACUAAGGAAUCCGAUGGCUGCUCCCGAUGCAAGCGAGAGGGCAUCGCCUGCCACUACUCCCCGCAGAAGCCCAUGGGUCGGCCGCGGAAACGGACCCGCGACGAGACGAGCACCGAGAAAUCGGACGCCGAGCCCGCGACCAAAAACACGAUGACGGAGCUUCCGAACGAUACCCCGGACCCCGGGCUCGCGUUCAUCAACCUGCUAGCCGGGGACCUCAACUUUCUUAAUUACGACAACAUGCAGGAGGAUACCGCGGAAAGCCAUGUCAUGCAGGACAAGGGCUACCAGUUCUCGUUCGGGUACACGGGGGAUAGUCUAGGCGACAUCGGCUUCGACCCGGACACGCCGUCGUUCUCGAACACGAAUAUCGACCCCUCCCUCUUCUCCCUCGAUCCCCCUCCCGCAGACCAAGUCCCAACCCUAACCCCCAACACAGCCAGCACGCCGGAAAGCGUAAGCAGCAACAGCAGCCACAGUCACAAAUGUAGCCGCACCCCCGCCGCUCCCGCAACCACCGCAACACCCGGAACAUGCGCGCACACAGCAGCGCUGUACCUAGCCCUAGACUCGAUGCAAAGCGCGCCCGAAGGCGUCGAAGCCGCGAUCCGACACGCGCGGCGCGCGACGCGGACAGCGUACGACGUCGUGUUCUGCCCCGUGUGCUCGUUCAACGUGCAGCCACCGGACCACGCCGCGGACAUCAUGCGCAACUUCCAGAACCUGAUGCUGCUCGCGGCUCUCAUCCCGUCCAUCGUCCACGCCUACGAACGGAUCCUGCACGCCGUAGACGUAGAGACCGCGCGCGCGACCGCGGAGCGGCGGAGACUGGUGUUCAAGCUCGCGGGGUUCGGGGGCAUCCUGUGGGCGGACGCGGAGGCGGAGGAGUGCGCGUCAGCCGCGACGUUGGAUUACCGGGAGAUGGAGCCCGCGAUGUGGCGGCUUACGGUGCGGGCGCUGCUGAAAGUCGAUGUGUAUGGGCUCACGGAGUCGAGGGGCGGGAUGGAGGCGCAGGCUUUGCCGCUGCAUAUUGGGCUGAAGGAUAUCGUGAUGCAGAUGGAGCAGAAGAGUAAGGCGCGGCACGCGGUCAUGGAUGCGUUGAUGGCGAGCGGGGCGUGGGACCCGAGGGCGUGUGGUAUGGGUAUUCGGAUGCAUGAGCCCGGGGAGACGCCGACUUGUUUGAGGGUUAUUGCUAUUGCUAAGGCUAGUAUUGAUUCUUUGAUCAUUGCGUGAGGGGUUAGUUGGUUGUGUGGUGGUGGGUUACGCGACGGCUUCGCGGUAUAGGCGAUUUAUUCGGCUUUUGGGGCUUUGAUGCGCAGGGAAUGGUCCGAGUCAUAUUGGAUCAAGCGACACGGCAUCUAGAAGAUGUUCUGGAGAUGUCCC